UGUGGGCGGGCGAUCCAAUGAAGACUUGAACAAUGUUUGAAAUAAUGAACAUGUAACGGAUUAAAAUUUGGGGCUAUUUACUUUGCCUAAUAAUGUCUGGAGCGUUGGCGAGGCUGCUUUUCUACCCCACAUUAGCUUACAAUGUGGUUAUGGAGAAGGUGUCCUCCAGGCAGUGGUUCAAUCGAGUGGACCAGACUGUCAUUCUCGGUGCCCUGCCAUUCAAGUCCAUGACAAAAGAGUUAGUGGAAACACACAAUGUUAGAGGGGUUAUAACCAUGAAUGAAGAGUAUGAAACGAAGUACUUCUGCAACUCAGUCGAGGAGUGGCGUGCUGCAGGGGUCGAGCAACUGAGACUGAGCACCGUGGACCUGACUGGCAUUCCAAGCCUGGAGAAUCUGCAUCGAGGGGUGGAGUUUGCCUUGCGCCACAGGGAGGAGGGCACCAGUGUCUAUGUACACUGUAAGGCUGGACGCUCCCGCAGUGCCACUCUAGCCGCCGCCUACCUCAUACGGUUACACUGCUGGACUCCGGAGGAGGCCUGUCAGAUGUUGGCCUCCGUUCGACCACACAUACUGGUACGCUCUGCACAGCUGGAUGUACUCAGGAAGUACCACCAGCAGGUCUGCACGGGGUAAUGAAGAUGAGCGCAAUGAGGGGCAAGUGGAGGGUUGUGGUGUUUUCCUACAGGAGCUGUUAAAGACUCUCCUCAGGCUUCUUAACUUAUAUAGAAGAUCCAUAUGAUUGAAAUGUUGUCCAGAAGGUUCGUCUGCACAGAGCAGAAGCUAAAAUGAAAGGAAGAAAACAAUUCAGUGUUUAUUUUAAAGAUCAAUCAAUUCAAGCUCUACAAUAUACACUGAAUGUUAUUUUUAAUUUAUAUUUCACAUCAUUCAUAUAAUACCUCAGUACAACUUCCAGUUACUGACAAUCAACAUUUAAUAAAGUUGUUGUGAA
Lampris incognitus (smalleye Pacific opah) is the source of this 951-nucleotide messenger RNA. It is a transcript of the gene ptpmt1, whose product is annotated as protein tyrosine phosphatase mitochondrial 1. The transcript is spliced from 4 exons. Bases 93 to 635 code for a protein of 180 amino acids. The record is from RefSeq and is a predicted model, not a curated record. Gene Ontology annotation, biological process: protein dephosphorylation. Gene Ontology annotation, molecular function: protein tyrosine/serine/threonine phosphatase activity; phosphatidylglycerophosphatase activity; phosphatidylinositol-4,5-bisphosphate 5-phosphatase activity. NCBI's taxonomy places the organism in Eukaryota, Metazoa, Chordata, Actinopteri, Lampriformes, Lampridae.